Molecule: messenger RNA, 825 nt
Organism: Vanderwaltozyma polyspora DSM 70294
Lineage: Eukaryota; Fungi; Ascomycota; Saccharomycetes; Saccharomycetales; Saccharomycetaceae
Gene: KRE9
Product: Kre9p
Exons: 1
Coding region: 1-825 (274 amino acids)
Biological process (GO): cell wall biogenesis; (1->6)-beta-D-glucan biosynthetic process; fungal-type cell wall organization
Cellular component (GO): extracellular region
Source: RefSeq, a predicted model, not a curated record
AUGAGAUCACUAUAUCUAAUUUUUUGUUUCCUGCUCUCCUUCGCUGUAGCAGAUGUUGGUCUUUUUCAGCCUGCAGCUAAUGCUCAAUUUCAACCUGAUUCAAAUGGUCAAGUGUCUAUAGAAAUUUCCUGGAUAGAUAAUUUAGCUUAUCCUUAUAUGAGCAAUUUUACUUCUUUUACUUUCACUUUAAAUAAUGGUAAUAAUACCGAUAUUUUAAAAGUAAAAACUUUAGAUGAUAAAAUCACACCAGAUCAAUUAACGGUUAAGAGUGAAGGUAGGUUCCCUAAGUAUUCUUACACAGUUACCUUCGAUAAAUCCAUUACUGGUAAUGGUCAAUUUUUUAUUCAAGUAUAUGGUCUUGUUCCAGGUCAAGGUAAUACUAUCCAUUAUACACAUAGAUUUUACCUAGCAGGGAUGUCAGGUGUUAAUACUGUUACCUACAUCGGUACUACCGAGCCAAUUCCUCAAACAUCUAUUGUAACGAUGACUACCUCAGUUGCUACCAUUAAUUCAGCAUCCUUUACUGUACCUUACGCCCAACAAACUGGUAUAUCAAGAUUUGCACCUAUGCAGACUCCUCCAGUCUCUAAGGUUACUGCAACUUCGUGGUCCAGAAGAUUUGCUACUAGUGCAGUUACCUACUUUACAACUGCUAUCCAUUCCUUACAGCAAGAAACUACAAUUACUGAAGGUUGGAGUGGAGUUUUUACUUCCGACUACAAUUAUGCAACUCCAGCUGAUUUCCCUUCAAACAAUGGUGGUUGGUACGCUCCUUCUUCCAGACUAUCUUUAUCAGCAAGAAAGGUCAAUUAUAGAAAAGUUUAG